AUGUCCGCCGCCCAAGUCAAGGUCGACAAAACGAAGAAGCGCAAGCGCUCGUCGAAGGGAGCCGCCGACGAGCAGCCCGCAGCCGAUGUCGAGGUCGACGCCCAGGCUCCCGAGCAGGACACCGACGAGUCUCCUGAGCCCUCUUCGUCGAAGGUCAAGCUCGACGACGCCCCCAACGGCGCGUCCAAUGAGUACGAGCGUGUCCCCUUCUCGUCGCUCCAGCUCUCAAGACCGACGAUCGACUCCAUUGCUCGUAUGGGUUUCGAGACCAUGACCGAGGUUCAGGCGCGCACCAUCCCCCCUCUCCUUGCCGGCAAGGAUGUCCUCGGCGCCGCGCGUACCGGUUCCGGUAAGACGAUGGCCUUCCUUGUCCCUGCUGUCGAGAUGCUCCACCAGCUCCGCUUCAAGCCUGCGAACGGAACCGGUGUUAUCAUCAUUUCGCCCACGCGUGAGCUCGCGCUCCAGAUUCUCGGUGUCGUCAAGGACCUCAUGCAGGGCCACAGCCAGACGUUCGGUAUCGUCAUGGGUGGUGCCAACCGCAAGGCUGAGGCCGACAAGCUGGUCAAGGGUGUCAACCUUCUCGUUGCUACCCCCGGUCGUCUUCUUGACCACCUGCAGAACACCAAGGGCUUCAUCUUCAAGAACCUGAAGGCUCUCGUUAUUGACGAGGCGGACCGUAUCCUCGAGGUCGGUUUCGAGGAUGAGAUGCGCCAGAUCAUCAAGAUCCUGCCCGAUGACAACCGUCAGUCGAUGCUCUUUUCCGCCACCCAGACGACCAAGGUCACGGACCUUGCCCGUAUCUCGCUCCGACCGGGCCCUCUCUACAUCAACGUUGACGAGAAGAAGGACACCUCCACCGCCCAGUUCCUCGAGCAGGGAUAUGUCGUGUGCGACAGCGACCGACGAUUCCUCCUCCUCUUCACCUUCCUGAAGCGCAACCUGAAGAAGAAGGUCAUCGUCUUCUUCUCGUCUUGUAACUCGGUCAAGUACCACGCCGAGCUGCUCAACUACAUCGACGUUCCGGUGCUCGACCUUCACGGCAAGCAGAAGCAGCAGAAGCGCACGAACACGUUCUUCGAGUUCUGCAACGCCCCCAACGGUAUCCUUCUCUGCACGGACGUCGCUGCUCGUGGUCUCGACAUCCCGAAGGUCGACUGGAUCAUCCAGUUCGACCCUCCUGAUGACCCGCGAGACUACAUUCACCGUGUCGGCCGAACGGCGCGUGCUGGCAAGUCUGGCAAGUCCCUCCUCUUCCUCCUUCCCUCUGAGCUUGGCUUCCUCCGUUUCCUCAAAGUCGCCAAGGUGCCUCUGAACGAGUACCAGUUCCCGCAGAAGAAGAUUGCGGACGUGCAGAAGCAGCUCGAGAGCCUGAUCUCGAAGAACCACUACCUGAACACCUCGGCGCGCGACGGCUUCAGGAGUUACCUGCAGGCGUACGCUUCAUACUCGCUCAAGAAGAUCUUUGACGUCAACAAGCUCGACCUCGCCAAGGUGGCCAAGGCGUUCGGAUUCUCCGUUCCGCCAAAGGUCAACAUCAGCGUGGGAUCGGUCAAGGCGAAGAAGUCGGCGGACGACAGCGAUGACGACGAGCCUCCCUCCAAGGCUCACAAGGGAGACGGGGAGAUCAAGAAGGCGUACUACCGCAACCGCGGCCACAAGAAGGGCGGCCGCUCAUAG
Molecule: messenger RNA, 1677 nt
Organism: Trichosporon asahii var. asahii CBS 2479
Lineage: Eukaryota; Fungi; Basidiomycota; Tremellomycetes; Trichosporonales; Trichosporonaceae
Exons: 1
Coding region: 1-1677 (558 amino acids)
Biological process (GO): maturation of LSU-rRNA from tricistronic rRNA transcript (SSU-rRNA, 5.8S rRNA, LSU-rRNA)
Cellular component (GO): nucleolus
Molecular function (GO): RNA helicase activity; ATP binding; nucleic acid binding
Source: RefSeq, a predicted model, not a curated record